This is a messenger RNA of Spodoptera exigua (beet armyworm), 4433 nucleotides long. The record is from the annotation of a GenBank genome assembly. NCBI's taxonomy places the organism in Eukaryota, Metazoa, Arthropoda, Insecta, Lepidoptera, Noctuidae.
GUAUUGACGUCAUCGAUAAAAAUACUGUCGGUUCAUAUAACACUCGCAUGGAAAAUGUAUCUUUGAGUUCGGGCGGUCAAGUCGAUUUUAGUUGAGUAGAACCUUGAAAGGCAUUGCAAUCGCACCGCACUUCGUAAACGCGUUCCGUGAAAAAUUCUUGUGCAAGUUUUUCAAAAUAAUUAUCGUGAUACGCAGUUGUAACUUCAGUGUUUUUAAAUUGUGAGAAAUAAAAUAAAUCAGACAAAAUGUUCAGCGGAAUCGCAGGGGCGUUCCGAAGCAUCGGCGAGAAGACUGCUUCCCUUUUCGACCGUAAGAAAAAGGAUGCUGAGCAAGCUGCCGUGGAGAAGGCGCAGGAAGUCGCUCAUGUCGUAGAAGACCAAGUCAAGAAGGCCGGCGAGAUCAUUGGUGGAGCUCAACAAACCGCAACCAAUGCUGCUAGCACAGCCAACGACGCUAAGCACUCUGCCAUCGAUGCUCUAGACAAGGAACUGUCAAAGGUGUCCUUGGCAGCUGGUGAGGCGCAGGACGCCGCCAGCAAGGCUCUAGCUGAUGGCAAGAAGGUCGUUGACACCACUAAAGACACUUUGGCUACAACAGCAGAGAACACGAAAAAGGCCGCAGAAUCUGCGUUCAACACAACCAAAGAUACAGUUUCAAGCACUAUUCAGAGUACCGUAGAUACCACACAGAAAGUUGCUCAAUCGGCUAUUGAUACCGGGAAAACAUAUGCCACAACCGCUAGAGAUUCUGUUGCUAAUUCAGUGAAUAGCACUGUAGAGAACACAAAACACGCUGCACAAACAGCUGUAGAUACAGCAAAGACUUAUGUAGAUAGCGCCAAAGAUACAGUAGCAAGCACAGUAGAUAGCACUAAGAAAACUGCACAAAGUACAAUUGAGACUGGAAAAACCUACGUCGAUUCAGCCAAAGAUAGUGUAACGAACACAGUGCACACAACUGUAGAUGCUACUAAGAAUGCUGCUGCAGCUGCCGUUGAGAAGGGCACGACUAUGAUUGGCACUGCCAAAGAAACCGUAGCGAGCUCUAUUAGUACCACUGUAGAUACAACUAAAAAUGUGGCUGCCGCUGCCGUAGACAAGGGUACAUCACUCAUUGGAACAGCUAAAGAUACAGUUGCCAGCACUGUAGAUACAUCUAAAAGUGUAGCAGCUGCUGCAGUAGAUAAGGGCACUUCAUUAUUUGGCACAGCUAAAGAUACUGUUACAAGCACAGCACAGAGCACAGUAGACUCUACUAAGAACGCUGCAGCAUCAGCUGUAGACCAAAGCACGACAUUCAUUGGCGCAGCCAAAGAUAACGUAACGAGCACAGUGCAAUCAACAGUCGACACUUCCAAAAAUGUCGCUUCUGCAGCUGUUGAUAAGGGCUCAUCAUUAAUUGGUUCAGCUAAAGACACAGUAGCAAACACGGUAAACGCGACAGUAGACACGACUAGAAAUGUUGCGGCAGCCGCUGUGGAGAAAGGCACUGCUGCUUUUGGCACUGCUAAAGACACGGUAGCCAGCACAGUCCAAGCCACAGUAGAUACUACUAAAAAUGUAGCAGCUGCUGCUGUUGAGAAGGGCACUACCGCAAUUGGCACUGCUAAAGACACAGUAGCGAACACAGUUCAUACGACAGUAGACACGACAAAAAAUGUUGCCGCAGCCGUUGUUGAGAAAGGCACAACUGCUAUUGGCACCGCUAAAGACACAGUAGCGAACACAGUCCAUGCUACAGUAGAUACCACUAAAAAUGUUGCUGCGGCCGCCAUUGAGAAAGGGAGUACCGCGAUUGGCACCGCUAAAGACACAGUAGCGAACACAGUUCAUGCGACGGUAGAUACCACUAAGAAUGUAGCUGCAGCCGUAGUUGAAAAAGGCACAAACGCUAUUGGCACUGCUAAAGACACAGUAGCAAACACUGUUCAUGCGACUGUGGAUACAACAAAGAAUGUAGCCGCAUCCGUCGUUGAAAAAGGCACUACUGCUAUUGGCACCGCUAAAGACACAGUAACAAACACAGUUCACGCAACAGUAGACACGACUAAAAACGUAGCCGCAGCCGUCGUUGAGAAAGGCACAGUCGCUAUUGGCACUGCUAAAGACACAGUAGCGAACACAGUUCAGGCGACAGUAGACACGACUAAAAAUGUAGCCGCAGCCGUCGUUGACAAAGGCACAAAUGCGAUUGGCACUGCUAAAGAAACUGUAGCAAAUACUGUACAUUCUACGAUAGACACGACUAAAGAGGUCGCCGCUGCAGCUGUUGAGAAAAGCUCUUCCAUUAUUGGUAGUGCUAAAGACACUGUAGCAAGCACAGUCCAUAGUACGGUAGACACAACAAAAAAUGUAGCCGCUUCAGCAGUUGAGAAGGGUUCGUCCUUAAUAGGAAGUGCCAAAGAUACCGUAGCACAAACUCUUGACACAACGAAACAAGCGGCAGCUUCUGCUGUAGACACGGGGGUUUCAUACGCUGCUAGCGCCAAAGACACGCUAGCAAACACUGUUCUUAGCACUGUAGAUACGACGAAAAGUUUGGCUUCAUCAGCUGUAGAUAAGGGGGUGUCUAUUGUUGGAGGUGCUAAAGACACAGUAGCUCACACGCUUGACUCUACAAAGCAAGCAGCUGCUUCUGUGGCGGGCACUGGCUUGUCGUACGCCACUAGUGCUAAAGACACACUUGCCAAUACAGUACAUAGCACAGUAGAUGCCACCAAAAAUGUUGCUUCAUCUGCAGUUGACAAAAGCGCGACUUUUGUGGGCAGUGCUAAAGAUUCGUUGGCAAGCACAGUAGACUCAGCUAAGAAUGUAGCAGCAGGUGCCGUUGACACAAGCGUAUCGUUUCUAGGAAAUGCUAAAGAUUCAGUAUCAAGCACUGUACUGGGCACUGUUGACACGACGAAGAAUGUAGCAGCUUCAGUUUUUGAUAAAGGGGUUAAUAUGGUUGGAAGUGCCAAAGAUACGAUCAACACCACGGUGGACGCGACUAAGAAGGCAGCUGAGGACGCUAAGGCUCAAGCCGCUAAGGCCGCUGAGGACGCCAAGGAGAAGGCCAGGCUCGCCGCCAAGGCCGCCGAAGAAGAGGCCAAGAGAGUUGCUAACGCAGCCGUAGAGGAAUCUAAGAAGGCGGCUGAGAAAGCUGCUGCAGACGCCAGCAACGCCAUCAACAGCACAGUGGACAACACUCUGAAGAGGGUGGAGAAUGCCGCGGACGAGGGCAUCAAGAACGCCAGCACCGUCGUCGACUCUAAGAUCAAGGACGCUGAUAAAUACCUCAACGAGAAGAGGGACAAUCUUCUGACGAACCUGUCGUCCGCUGUCAACGAAGCAUCAACAGGCGCCUCCGGUCUAUUGAGCAAGGGGCUGACUGCCUUCCCCAAGUAGAUGUCCAUCACGCUUGUCCCAUCAUCGCUACUUUCAAAUGUGGAGUGGAAACAUAACAGGAAUUAAUUAUUACAUAACUGUAAAGCCAUGAGUUUCUUCAAUGUUAUAAAAAUAAUCCAAAUAUGUACUUGUAAUUAUGACAACUGUGGUUUAGAAGUAUCAUUUUCAACUUGGCACUUUUUACACUUAGCCAGAAACCAACUACAGUUCGUGUCUAAGGGACUUGUUAUUUUUCCUAUCUACAUAUUUCGAAUAGUCCAUCACAUUUUGUUUAUAAACAUGCACAUUGUUGGUAAGUUUUGUUUUAUUAAUAGUACAAUAUUGUAUAGUUUUUUAGUUAGUAAGUUUUACUAACAUAAAUGUUAUGUGACAUUGUUAAGAACAAAAUAAAAUAUUGUAUUAAUUACCUAACGAUACUUUAACAACUAUGCAUUAUAUUCUUUGCAAAUUUUAUAUUAAAAUAUGUCUAAAAAUAUGAAUUUGCAUUAAAUGUUUUAUAUUUAAGUCACAAAAUUGCAAUCUCAUGUGUACUCGUCUAUAUUAUUUCUAAGAUAAUUUUAAGUUAUUGUAAGCUCAUUUUAUACUUUGCAUUUGGAAUGCAUUUCGCAUACACUUGUCUCGAAUUUCUAUGCUUGGCUUAAUACCGUCCAUGAUAGCCUUUUAAAAAUUAAAAUAAGGAGUAAAUUCAUCGUUCCUACAAUAGUACCUACCUUACCAAGAUACAGGCAUAAAGUCUCGCGUACAUCUACCUAUUAAUAAAGUCAAAGUGCUUACGAAGCCGAAGUAUAUUGAUAUAAUAUCUGUUAUUUACACUACUGCUUAGCAGUCUAUUUUAUGAGAUGAAUAUACGGAUGUUAAAAUAUAGUAGAUAUAUAUUAUAUAUAACGGUCAUAUUUUUCAAAUGGCGCUUAAAAUUGUUACUUAUAUGUGUUUAUCUGUUUUAAUCAAAUUACUAUGUAUUGUUCAUCGAGAUAUUCUUAUUCUCUAUACCUGUUAAAUUAUCAUACUAUGUGUUGUUCAAUAAAUACAUGCAAUCCAUAAUUCGAG